Molecule: messenger RNA, 297 nt
Organism: Eruca vesicaria subsp. sativa (arugula)
Lineage: Eukaryota; Viridiplantae; Streptophyta; Magnoliopsida; Brassicales; Brassicaceae
Source: the annotation of a GenBank genome assembly
AUGUCUGUUUUGACGGAACUGCAGUUUUUGGUGCAUCGUGGACAGAUUGGCAUAUGCUUCGUGGAACAAAAUGAAAAUACAGAAUAUAUGAUCGUUAUUCCAACAUAUGGAUCAAUUGUUGGUGGAUGGUUUGGAGCCUGGCCUAUGCCACUCGACUGGGAAAGGCCAUGGCAGGAGUGGCCUAUAUGUGUGUGUUAUGGAGCUAUAGGCGGCUACAUUAUUGGACAGAUUCUCUCCUUGAGUUUGAUGUUCUUGUUUAGGAAACACAAGAAUUUGAAGAUUGAGAGGCAACAAUAG